GUGACGCCACAGAGCGCGUCGGCACCGUGACGCCCGCCUUCCUCCCUGCGCGGGGUUGUGCGCAGGCGCGGGCGGGCGCGUUUCCCAGGGUGCCCCGCGCCGCACAGUUGAGGGAGAGCGAGCGCUUCGGGAGGGAGGUAGGCCUCAGGCCUGUCUCUCUCUCCGGCGCCAUUCGCCCGCCCGCCCGCCCGCCUGCCUCCUCCUGCGGUGGGAGAUGCGGGGCGAGGCCGGGGACUGAGGCCUGGAACCAGGCAGGGAAGGAAGGAAGGAAGGGGCCCCUCGCUCGCUCGCUCGCCAGCCCAGGCCCGCCCGCCCGCCCGCCCGCCGGGCCCCCGGGUCCGCUCUCCUCCCGGCGCAGGGAGGCAAUGACAGCGGCUCCGGGACCCUCCUCCCCGCAGCAGAUCAGGGACCGGCUCCUCCAGGCCAUCGACCCCAACAGCAACAUACGGAACAUGGUUGCAGUCCUGGAAGUGAUCUCCAGCUUGGAGAGAUACCCCAUCACCAAAGAGGCCCUCGAGGAGACGCGGCUGGGGAGGCUCAUCAAUGACGUCAGGAAGAAAACGGAGAACGAGGAGCUCGCCAAGCGUGCCAAGAAGCUCCUGCGCAACUGGCAGAAGCUGAUCGAGCCGGUCGCCCAGAACGAGGCCGCUCUGAGGGGGCUGCCGAACCCCCCCGGGUCGGCCAAUGGCGGGGCCCACAACUGCCGCGUGGAGACGCCCCCCGGGGCCGGACCCAAGCCCGUCCCGGACGCGAAGAGCCGGAACGACGUCCAGAAGCCGCACUCCCCGAAGCCGGGGACCCGGAAGCGGAAAGGGGGGGGCGAGCCCCGGGACGGCCUCCAGGGCCCCCCCUCCUCCUCCUCCUCCUCCUCCUCCUCGCUGCCGAAGGCCACCAAAGGCAGCCACGAGGCGGUGCAGAACUCCUCCCCGCCCCCCACGAACGGGAUCGGGGGCAGCCCGGAGAGCUUCCCCAGUCCUCCGGAGGAGGCGGAGGGGGUCCGGGCCGAGGAGAGCGGCGAGAAGCCCAGCGGGAAGAUCCCCAUCAACGCGGUCCGGCCGCACACCAGCUCCCCGGCGGGACUCUUCAAGCCUUCCGGGCUGCCCGCGAUGCUCAAGACGGCGGUGCUGUACGAGAAAGCGGAGGACGCUGUGGCCACGGGCGGCCAGCCCCGGAGCCCCCGGUGCCCCUCCUUCAGCCCCCGCAGCCUCCGCUUGGAAACGUUUGCGCGGCAGCACGCCGCCUUCUCCUCUUCGCUGGCCGUGGUGGCGGCCGAGGGCCCCACGUCGUCCCGCUCGCCGCCCGCGCCAGAGGCCGCCCCCGAAGCCCAGCUCUUCCUGCCGGGGGCGGCGGCCUCUCCCGGCGGGCCCCUCCCAGAACCCUUCUCGCCGGGGGUCCUGCGGGGGGACAGUAGUGACGGAUUCGAGGGGAAGAAGAAGAAGAAGUCCCGGCCCAAGGACUACGCGGCCAGCCUGGACGGGCCGGGGUCGGAGGGGGGCGGGGGGGUGAAGCCCGUGCGGUUAAAAAAGGAGCGGCGGCUGACGUUCGACCCCAUGACGGGCGAGAUCAAGCCCUUGGCCCAGCGGGACUCUCUGCUGCCGGCGGCAUCGGUAUCGGUAUCAGCGGACCUUCCUGCUUUUGCUGAGCAGCCGCCCUUGCCGCCUGUAUUGUCGCCGCCAUCGCCGUCAUCGUCGUCGUCGCAGCGGACAGUCCCGGAGGCCAAGGGUCUCCCGCUGCACAGCCCUUUCGAACAGACCAACUGGAAGGAGCUGUCGCGCAACGAGAUCAUCCAGUCCUACCUGACGCGCCAGAGCAGCCUGCUCUCGUCCUCCGGGGCGCAGACGCCGGGCGCCCACUACUUCAUGUCCGAGUACCUGCGGCAGGAGGAGAGCACCCGGCGGGAGGCCCGCAAGACCCACGUCCUGGCCCCGCACGGCAAGGGCCCCUCGGACUUGCCCGGCGUCACGCGGGAGCUCACGCCCGGCGACCUGGAGCGCAUCGGCGGGCGGCGCUGGCCCGGCGUCAACGGCUGCUACGACACACAGGGUAACUGGUAUGAUUGGACGCAGUGCAUAUCGCUGGACCCGCACGGCGACGACGGGCGCCUCAACAUCCUGCCUUACGUCUGCCUAGACUGAGCGCCCGUUUUUGCCGGAGGCUUCUUCUUCUCACCGUGGUUUUCUUUUGACACUGGCAGUCAAGUGAAGCCAGCUCUUCUCGCGUCGGAGGAGUCGGCACGAAACCAGCCGGGAAAGGUAUGUCCGAGAGCGAGCUGGACUUUGGGCAGUUUCUUCUCCCCCUUUUUGUUUUCGUUUUGAAGUGCUGCUACCGGUUGACUAACAAAAGGGAGGCGUUAAAAGUUCACACAAAAAAAAAAGAAAGAAAGAAAGGAAGUUUUGGUUUCUGACCAAAACGAAAAAAAAGGUGUUUUUAUGUUGUCAAAAGGUGGAAAGCUUUUCCAGGGUUUUGUGAAGGAGAGAGCAGGACAUUUAAACACAGGAGUAGUUUCAGUCUUAUUUAUUUGUCUUGAGUUGAUUUUUUUUUCCUUUCUGAAAAAAAAAAACAAGCCCCAUGGCAUUGAGACGUUCGGAGGUGAACCGUGCAAGACUGUAGUUAGUUCUAAUUUGUAUUUUUUUAUUUUGCAUUGCAUCUCUCUUCAAGGUUUCUUCUCCCCCUCCCCUCCCUUGAAGUCUUUGGGUUGGAGGUGUUGUCUCUGCUGCUGGUGCCAUCGCCUUGCCCUUGAGCUGAUGCGUUUUGGUCGGGGAAAAGGCCGGGAAAGCCGCUUUCCUUCCCUUUUCUUCCCCAGGGAGACUCCCAACCCUUUGGAAGGUGCUAUCCUAGUCUGUAAGCGUUCUGUGAAGGGGGCCCGGGGAGGCGGAGAGCCUGUUUUGUGCGCUGGAAGAAAGAGAAAGAAAAACAAAACCCGACUUGUUACCAUUCCUUUAGAUAUCGUUUGCCUUACGGAGGAGAUCCACCGACGAAAAAAGCGACUUGCAGAAAUUUAAAUAAAUAAAAAACAAAAACAGCCUUAGUGAAUGUACAGUAAACUAUAGACUUCUGUGUUCCUGGGACGCAGAAGGAAGCAACUUUGCUAUUGGUCCUUUCAGCGGACACAUUGUGAUAUAAAUGUGGAAAUAAUAAUAAUAAAAAAAAUUUGCACAAAG
Messenger RNA from Anolis carolinensis (green anole), 3161 nucleotides. RefSeq names its product mediator complex subunit 26 (gene med26). Gene Ontology annotation, molecular function: transcription coregulator activity. Gene Ontology annotation, cellular component: mediator complex; core mediator complex; nucleus. NCBI's taxonomy places the organism in Eukaryota, Metazoa, Chordata, Lepidosauria, Squamata, Anolidae. Bases 366 to 2135 code for a protein of 589 amino acids. The transcript is spliced from 3 exons. The record is from RefSeq and is a predicted model, not a curated record. Gene Ontology annotation, biological process: regulation of transcription by RNA polymerase II; positive regulation of gene expression.